Messenger RNA from Capsicum annuum, 1173 nucleotides. RefSeq names its product serine/arginine-rich splicing factor RS31. NCBI's taxonomy places the organism in Eukaryota, Viridiplantae, Streptophyta, Magnoliopsida, Solanales, Solanaceae. The transcript has 6 exons. Bases 154 to 885 code for a protein of 243 amino acids. Gene Ontology annotation, cellular component: nuclear speck. Gene Ontology annotation, biological process: mRNA splicing, via spliceosome. The record is from RefSeq and is a predicted model, not a curated record. Gene Ontology annotation, molecular function: RNA binding.
UGGCCCACAAGCAGUGAUGCAACAGUCCAACAGACCCGAAAUAGGCCCAAAAUUAGGUAAUACCAGUAACCCUAUUUAGGGCAAAAUUAUCAUUUGCAACUUAAUAGAAGACGAGUGUUUUCUUUGGGUUCUAAGGUUUUCCAGGAGUCGAAUAUGAAGCCUUUAUUCGUGGGGAAUGUUGGGUAUGAUACACGUCAAUCAGAACUGGAGCGAUUGUUCUCCAAGUACGGAAGGAUCCAGCGUGUUGACAUGAAAUCUGGCUUUGCUUUCGUCUACUUUGAGGAUGAGCGUGAUGCAGCUGAUGCCAUCCGUGGUCUUGACAACACGCCAUUUGGUUAUGACAAGCGCCGGUUAUCAGUGGAAUGGGCAAAGGGUGAACGUGGUCGACCUCGUGAUGACUCCAAGGUUGCAGCAAACCAAAGACCAACAAGAACUCUGUUUGUCAUUAACUUUGACCCUAUUAACACUAGGGUGCGUGACAUAGAAAGGCACUUUGAACCGUAUGGAAAGAUCCUUAAUAUUCGAAUUCGUCGGAAUUUUGCGUUUGUGCAGUUUGAAAAUCAGGAAGAUGCCACAAAAGCCUUGGAGUGUACACACAUGAGUGAGAUCCUUGACAGAGUCGUUACGGUAGAGUAUGCUUUGAGGGAUGAUGGCGAGAGAGGGGACAGGUUUGACAGCCCUAGAAGAGAUUAUGGCAGGCGUGGUGAUAGUCCUUACCGAAGAUCACCAAACCCAGUGUAUCGCAGGGGUCGGCCUAGUCCUGAUUAUGGUCGUCCUCGUAGCCCAGUCUAUGACAAAUACAAUGGUCCAUCAUAUGAUCGGUACAGGAGUCCUGACUAUGGGAGGUAUCGCAGCAGAUCACCUGUUCGGAGGUCAAGAGCUUGAAGCAGUAAUUUAUCGGACGAAGAUCACGGCUCCUUUCUGGUGUCGUAAUAUUACUAUAUGCUGUGUAUUAGUGUUAUGGAUUGUUUAUUGUAGCAUUUUGUAUCUCUUAAACUAUAGAGAGUUUGGUAGUUCAUUUUGGGUGUUGGAAAACAUUUGCAUGGGUAGAUUCACUGCCUCCGCUUGUUCUGAGCAGUUGGCACGAAUUGACGCCUGAACGAUUAGGAACAUAUGUAAGAAAAUACUUGAGCAAGCUUAUGACAAUAUUAACAUGUGCUCCAAUUGCUUAUA